AUGAACCUGUCGGUUGACCAAUUCGAAAAGCUUUUAUCCGUCAUCAGCACCCAGCAGCGGCGAGGUUCUUUUGCGACCUGUAAACUGUCAUAUAAUGGCGUGCGAGAUACUGAAACGGUGGAAUCUUUCCUUGCGGCGACUUCAGUGUUCAAAUCUGUUGAACAGAUAUCCGAUGAAGAUGCCAUUAAGAGUAUUCCACUUAUUCUUAAAGAAGAAGCUGCUACUUGGUGGAAUGGUGUUAAAAAAGAAGUCAUGGGUGACUUCGAAUCACGUGUUCGACACGCAUUUGCCCCUAAGAGACCAGCAUACCAGUUGUACCAGAACAUCGUUGGUCAAAAUGCCAAGAGAAAAACAGGAACUUUCGAUGCCUUGCUGAAAGCCGCUAGAGGAGUUGAACAGCUUCUAACAGAGAAGAAGCUUCCAGAAAAUGGAACUUCCGAAAACGCAACAACUAGCGUUAAAAAGAAAAGAUGCAACUUCUGUCGUUUGCCAGGACAUUCGAUCGAGAAUUGCCUGAAGAAGCAGAACAAGCGACUGUAG
Messenger RNA from Manduca sexta (tobacco hornworm), 540 nucleotides. Its product is annotated as activity-regulated cytoskeleton associated protein 1-like. Bases 1 to 540 code for a protein of 179 amino acids. NCBI's taxonomy places the organism in Eukaryota, Metazoa, Arthropoda, Insecta, Lepidoptera, Sphingidae. The transcript is spliced from 2 exons. The record is from RefSeq and is a predicted model, not a curated record.